Boeremia exigua is the source of this 737-nucleotide messenger RNA. RefSeq lists its product as uncharacterized. The record is from RefSeq and is a predicted model, not a curated record. Lineage: Eukaryota; Fungi; Ascomycota; Dothideomycetes; Pleosporales; Didymellaceae. The coding region runs from base 53 to 592 and encodes 179 amino acids. The transcript is spliced from 2 exons.
UAGUUGGGCAGCAGAACCGGAUGGUAAAUUCUUGAGCAGACGGCAUAUUUCCAUGCUUGCUGACUUGCAACAGAGAUUUGUGGUCAAUGCGAGCUCAGGCUGCCUUGAGUUAUCUGAAGGCGUGAGCAAGUAUUCGCUUUCACGUACGCAUUUUGACAUGAACAAAUUCGGAAAGACCUCAGAAGAGGACUUUGAGACGGUGUGCGAAGUUAUCCGAGAAAUGACGCAGAUCAAUCAGCAUCACGGCUGCUCAGUCUCGAAUCAGAAAAGCCCAGGCGCCCAAUACAUGCCCGGAGUGUCUGGCCCAUCAGAGGGACUUGAGUCCUCAGUCAGAAGCCUGCAAGCAUUAGGACUUGGUCUCACAACAAACGCUUGCACGCCGGUACCUCAAAAGCCUAAAGGCAAGAAGAAAAAGUCAUCGGCUUCUAGAGUUGCGAACGAAUGGUCACCUGCAGAAGAUGUAGAACUUGUACGUAUUGUACAGGCAAUGGAAUCACCUGACUGGAAGCGGGCAGCUAGACACUUUACGCGGCGAUCUUCCUUUGCAUGUCAGAAACGAUAUGAGAAAGUGACUUCGCUAAGGUUACCUUAAAACGAGCCUUCUAUAUGGAGAUCACGAGCGCUCAAGUUUCAACUACACUGGCCAUGUUUGGCACGUUUUGGCACGCGCAAGAGGGAUGAAAUGGCUAUACUACAUCUAGAGAAGAUGACGCGGAACUUAGUAGCAGAACUCUCCA